Molecule: messenger RNA, 1406 nt
Organism: Sesamum indicum (sesame)
Lineage: Eukaryota; Viridiplantae; Streptophyta; Magnoliopsida; Lamiales; Pedaliaceae
Product: myeloid leukemia factor
Source: RefSeq, a predicted model, not a curated record
ACGUAAUAAAAAGUGAGAAAUCACGGGAACAAUCUAGCGUCCCGGGGUAUGUUAACACGUGUCUGCUUCUCUCUCGCCCUUCCUUUCCCAUAUAUCAUCAUUAUCAACCAACUUCAACAUCAUUUCACCCGAACCGCCAAACAGGGGAUCGUAAGCAACACGAUGCAGAGAGACAGAGAAGUUCGAGAGAAUUCGACUACUUCGGGUGGUCCAUUUGUUAAUUCUGGUGAUUUUGGUUUUCGUGGGAGCACGUUUCCAAGCAUUUUUGGAGGGAAGGAUCCUUUUGAUGACCCUUUCUUCACUCGUCCCUUCGGUGGCUUGUUUGGUUCUGACGUGUAUAGCUCCGGUGCUCCUGCUGAUAAUUUGCAGCACGCAAACAGAUCAAAGGGGCCAGUAAUUGAAGAGCUAGACAGUGAUGCUGAGGGAGAGCUGGAAAAGAAGCAGGAGAAUGAUGUUACUGAUGCUACUUGGGCGAAUAAGAACCCGCUUGUUGAGCACCCGGAGGAUCAAGACAACGACCAUGGGAAGAGUAAAAGCAAAGCAAGAGAAGUUUCAUUUAAUACCAAUCAUAACAAUGUAGAAGGGAAUCGAUCACAUACUAGGAGUGCCAGCUUCCAAAGGGUGACUUAUGGUGGCAUUAAUGGAGCAUACUACACCGCGACGACUACACGCACUACAGGAAGUGACGGAGUAACACUGGAAGAGAGCAAACAAGCUGAUAGAACAACUGGUCAAGCCACACACAGGAUUUCCAGAGGAAUUCAGGACAAGGGGCAUUCAGUUACGAGGAAGCUUGACUCAGAUGGUAAGGUCAACACAAUGCAGACUCUACACAACUUAAAUGAAGAUGAACUUCUGGGGUUUGAACAAGCUUGGAGAGGCAACACAGACAGGCUUUCGCAUGGUGAUCGAUUUGAUUUUCCUGGGAAGUCAGGAAAGAUCGUAGGUGGCCAUGGUCAACUGGCAGCUUGGGGAGGAUUUCCGGAUCCAUUCAAAGAGCUUUCUGGGAGACAUGGUAUGCAGAGUUUUAAUCGAAGUUUCCAGGCCCAGUCUUCCGGGGACAAACCCAAGAAAGUUGUCACAAUCAACAUUGAGUAAUUGCCCUGCUGUUAAAAGCUAGUUUGGCUGUGAGGUUAAAGUGUUUAAAUUAGUGAAUAAUCACCCUGCCGUGAUAAGCUGUGUAUAUUAGUGUGUAUGCCCUUAUGGUAGUAGCAAUAUGGAUGCAAUAUCCUUCAACUGCUCACCGUGUAGCGGCAAUAAGUUUUUCAGGUCUUCUACUUUUGCGUUUAUUCCAUCUAUGGAUUAGCACCUUGUUUUUGUUUUGCAGCCGUCUAAGAGUCGCUGCUUGCAGAGCUGAUAUGUAAGUUAGCUGAGUGGAUUCUAAACAAAUUGUUGUUUCUUGUUAU